Cyclocybe aegerita is the source of this 2541-nucleotide messenger RNA. Lineage: Eukaryota; Fungi; Basidiomycota; Agaricomycetes; Agaricales; Hemipholiotaceae. The record is from the annotation of a GenBank genome assembly.
AUGUUCUCCCACCACACCUCCAAUCCACUCGAGGCAUCUACAGACGACCCCAUCAACACCUCAUACAAAAGGCAAUAUGGAGCGGCGACAGCUCGACGACGACACGACCUUUCUUCCGAAGACGAGCUUGGUACUUGGGACCACCGAGAAUACCAGGAACACAUUCGAGAUGUCGUCCAGAGCACCAAUCGAACGAUGGACACUGCCACUCCCAAGGCGGGCCCCAGUCGGAUUGGCGCCUAUUUCAGGCCAGCGGUGCAGUCCAAGUAUGUCGAUCAAGACGCAGACAUGCAGAGCGACGACCCACUGUCGAUACCCUACGUCGAGGAGCAACGAACAAUCGACCCCAGAAAGGAGUUCAGAGUAGAAGACUCUGGGACAACUUUCAAUAAUGCUGACGAAGAUGAAGAGGAGGGGCACAACUUCGCCAAAGAAGACGUUAGCGAGCAGGCUCUCCAGUAUGUGGACGACGAUGACGACGACUUCAUCGUCCGUGACGACCCUGAUCCCGACGACCCCCACGAACAUGAAAUGAAGCCAGGAAACUACGAAGGCAGCGAGGACGUCUUCAUCCCAGAUAUCGACCACGAUGAGGAGAUGUACGACGCUGCCCGGUCCGACUCACGCCUCUCCUCCUUAUCCCCCUUGACCCCUCUCUCCUCCUCCCACUCCUCACCUUUCUCCUCCCCACAAUCCUCACGCCCCGCCUCCCCAGACGAGGCCCGCACGCUCGACGACAAGCCCCAGGACGAGCAGGACGAGAUCCUCGACGAGAUCGAGGGGCUGUACAAGAGUGUCCCUGACCUCGGCGCGAACUACGAGCUCGUGGACCGUCUGGGGACAGGCACGUUCUCGUCGGUGUACAAGGCGAUCGAUCUCAAGUACGCCGAGUGGGAUAACAAGCCGUGGACGGGCGAUCACCCGCCCGAGAGCAGUGCUUAUUACCAGUCUGCUGGGCCUGGCUAUAGAGGGAGAGGUGGAAGAGGGCCGAGGAAACGGGUAACAAAUGGCGAUGGGGACGCGGAGAUAGACGUGGAACCGGAAGUGCCGUACCAAAAGAGGGAUGGGAGGGUGUAUGUGGCGAUCAAGAGGAUUUACACGACGAGUGGGCCAGAGCGGAUACGCAACGAGCUGAGCAUCCUAGAGACGUGCAGGGGGUGCCGGCACGCGUCGCAGAUCAUCACCGCGUUUCGACACCUAGACCAGGUUGUCAUCGUCCUACCCUACCAACGGAAUAUGGAUUUUCGGGAGUUUUACCCAAGCCUACAUCCGGAGGGCAUCAAGUGCUACUUCCGGUGCCUAUUCCGCGCACUACGCGAUAUCCACGCAAGAGGGAUCAUCCACCGCGAUGUCAAGCCUGCCAACUUCCUCUACGACCCCUUCACAGGCAUCGGCACCCUCUGCGACUUCGGUUUGGCUUCACGUAUGGAAACUGGCGAAAACAAAGGCGCCUGCCUACAUACCGCCGCCUCUUUAAAGGACCCACACGGACGCACGCACACGCUCGACAAGUGGCAGACCGGCGAGGUCAAGGACGCGCAGAAGGCCGCGCGCACAAAGAGCGGGAUGCCCGCCGACAAGGUCGGCUACCCCGCGAACGACCGGCGGCCAGCCAGCAAGGCGAAUCGUGCUGGCACGAGGGGUUUCAGGGCGCCCGAGGUGUUGUUAAAAUGCGGGGCACAGACUGGUGCGAUCGAUGUGUGGGCGGCGGGCAUCAUCAUGCUCUUCUUCCUGACGGGCAAGUUUCCGAUCUUCCAGUCGAACGAUGAUAUCGAGGCCCUGAUGGAGAUCGCGGCGAUUAUUGGGAAGAAGAACAUGGAGAGGGUGGCUACGCUCCAUGCUCGGACGAUAGCGACGAAUGUGCCGGACAUCGACCACGACGGGCUGACAUGGCAGGAGUUCGUGGAGAAGCUCGAGCCGACGAUCCACGAGCCGCGGAAGUAUGACAUGCGUUUCUACCCCCACCUCUGCAAGCACCGCGACGGCCCGGGGUCCCGCCAAUCCCAACAAGCCUCCACCACCUCCACCCAAGACCCUUCCGCCCCCUUUGUGCCAUCCACAUCUUCCAUAUCAACAUCCACCCACGCCGACCGGUACGCCAACCCGCCCACCCGCGAACGGCACACCAAAGACCUGCGCGCGGCCUUCCACCUGCUCGAGGCGCUCCUCCAAGUCGAGUCGACCAAACGCGCGACACCCCGCACCGCGCUCGCCCACGCGUUUCUCGCCGAGCCGGGCGUGGACGACGACGACUUCGUGCCGCACCGCCCGGGCGAGGGAGCGUGUGCGGACUGGCAUGGGGUGGAUGAGGUGACGGGGCAGCUGUUCGUCAGGGUGAGGAGGCGGUGUCGGUGUCGGCAGCUGCAGAAACAGGGGCAUGAAGGUGUGGUAUGUAAGGGUGAGGGAGGAGGGGAGGGAAAGGAGCUCCCCGACGAGGUGUGGUGUGGGGAGCACGUAGAGGUGUUUAGGGAGAUUCAGGUCGGCGAGGGCAUCGCGAUUGGGAAACGCCCUUGUGAGUUUCAUAGGAAUGUCUCGCUCUGA